UUAAUGAAAACAUUGAAUUUGAAAUUAUUAUAAAAGAAAUUUUCAAUAGAGUUUCUUUUUCUGUGACUGUUAAUUAAUUAACUUCUUAAUUAAUUGAAAACUAAUAGUUUUUCUUUUCAACAUGAGGAAAAAUAUCGAUUUUUUUUGAAAUACGGUUCAGUAAUCUGAGGGCACAUAUCACACAUCCGGUGAACACGUGUGUGUUAAAAAAAGGAAGGCAUUCAGAGGGGGUGCUCCAGAAAAUGUGGGAUAGAAAUAUUGUGAACAGCUUUCAUGUGGAGAGAGAGAAAAGUGGGGAUUUCAAUGUUGUGUGUAUAGGAGAAAAAGAAGAACUCGUCACAGAGGCAUCAAGUCUGUUGACCGGCUGACUCAUUCAUAAAUCGUCAAGUCUUAGUGUUGAAUUUUUGUUCUAUAUCUCUCUCUGUGGAGUGUAAAAUACACAUGAGCCGGCCAAUCAAAUUUUUAUAUUUAUAAAUUAAAAAAAAAACCAAAUUUGUGUCAUCGUUGGAUAUUUUGGAAAUAUUUCACGGAUUCGAAAAGAAAAUUGUGCCAUUUAAUUACUUCGAGGUGGAUUGUUAUUAAUUUUCUUAUUAUGACAUCGAAAAGUAGAGAAAUUCCUGCCAAGCAACGAUAUCAGGCGAAUGCUCGUGAACGAGACAGAACUCACAGGUGUCAAUCUCAAGAAAUCCAAUCUUCACUCUGCAGUGUAAAUACAGCGUUCAGUACACUGAGGACUCUAAUUCCGACCGAACCUGCCGACAGGAAAUUAUCGAAAAUUGAAACAUUGAGAUUGGCCAGUAGUUAUAUUAAUCAUUUGGGUGCUGUUUUACUUGCCGGUGCUAUUGAUCAACCAUGUUUGAAAAAUGAAAAUUAUAAUUAUCAAAUUAAUGAUUGGGAGGAAUCGGCAAAGAGGCCACAAGUCUGUACAUUUUGUCUCUCCAAUCACAAAAAAUGCAAUCGAAAGUCGAUGCAACCAGUGGUUUCAGAAAGAGCUGUAGAAAAUACGUCGUACACAAUUCACUCGUUUAAUUAUUAACGAAACAAUUAAUUUAAGUCUAUAGACUUAAAUUGACAGUUAAUUCAUUAAAUCUUAAUUGGACGAAUUCAACGAAUUUUGUUUGUAAAUAACUCUUGUAAAUAUUAAGUUUAUUUUUCUUUAAAAUACCAUUUUGUAUACUAAUUAAUU
Leptopilina heterotoma is the source of this 1186-nucleotide messenger RNA. Its product is annotated as basic helix-loop-helix transcription factor scleraxis. Gene Ontology annotation, molecular function: protein dimerization activity; DNA-binding transcription factor activity, RNA polymerase II-specific; RNA polymerase II transcription regulatory region sequence-specific DNA binding. Gene Ontology annotation, biological process: regulation of transcription by RNA polymerase II; developmental process. The transcript has 4 exons. NCBI's taxonomy places the organism in Eukaryota, Metazoa, Arthropoda, Insecta, Hymenoptera, Figitidae. The record is from RefSeq and is a predicted model, not a curated record. Bases 593 to 1036 code for a protein of 147 amino acids.